This is a messenger RNA of Neohortaea acidophila, 922 nucleotides long. RefSeq lists its product as uncharacterized. The coding region runs from base 172 to 798 and encodes 208 amino acids. The record is from RefSeq and is a predicted model, not a curated record. The transcript is spliced from 3 exons. Lineage: Eukaryota; Fungi; Ascomycota; Dothideomycetes; Mycosphaerellales; Teratosphaeriaceae.
GUCUCGAUGAAACAAAGAUAUUGGAUUCGCCCGAAGCUUACGGAUAGCCAUCCGCCUAUCACAAUGGGUUCAAUCAGAUCACACAUCUUACAUUGCAGGCACCUUUGGAUUGGCAAACCGUCCUUAGAGCCGCAUUAGCAUGCUACGAAACCAUUUCCGGACUGCUCCCCCAUGAGCUUGGGUCGCAGAUCUCCCCGUCACAUAGUCGUCCAGGCCAACCGGCUGACCUCUGCGGCCAGCAUUACCGCAAGACUGUUCGACCGGCGUCAUCGUCUCAUGGUCCGAGUCCAGCUGCAAUCCCUGCACUCGUUUAUAAAUCGUCGGCAAGACCUCGAUCUCGUGUUCUCCUGCCACGAUCACCCUUCCACUCAACUUCCACCAAAACCACAUUCGCUCCAUCAUAUCACCAUGCACGCCUCCUCAGCCCUCACACUCCUCUGCACGGUGAGCGUCGCCGUCGCCGCCGUGACCCCCAAAUAUGGCGCCGGAGGCAAGCCGCCCAAAGGCUGGAACGCCAACGUCGAGAACUUCUGCUCCUCCGGGCAGACGCUGAUGUGCUGCGGUCAAGUGACUGGAGGUGUUGCUGGAUUGCCAGCCGCUCUCUGCUCGGACGCCGUCUACGCCAGGGCCGGCACCCAGCAGAACUUGCAGUACGGCUUCUGCCCCAUGAAGAAAACGCCUCUAUGCUGUGGCGUUGUGGUCAACUCGAGCACGGGAACCGGCUGCGGGCCUGCUACUCAGGUCAAGAAACCGGCCAGCAAAACGUCAUCCUCCCGCAAACAUAAGUCGACGUCUUAGGGAAAUAUGGGGUAGGCAGGUUGGCACGGAGCUGGAACUGCUCCAGACGUGUCCGGGGAUGAGCGCAAGAAGUAUACGGAUACCGUAGGGCUGAGAGUCAAGACUUUGGACGAUGGCAAUGUCG